AUGGCUUUCAGGAAAAGCUAUCUAACUGAUGUUCCCUUUCAGGAUGUCAAGAAAUUCAAGUUAGGGGACCCAAGAACUUUCCACUAUUUAAACCAAACAAACUCUUACGAAGUAGCAAAUGUAGAUGAUGCAAGGGAGUAUUUGGAGACCAGAAAUGCAAUGGAUAUUGUAGGAAUCAUCCCGGAUGAACAGGAUGCAAUAUUUCGCAUAGUAGCUGCAAUUCUCCAUCUCGGAAACAUCGACUUUGUCAAAGGGAAGGAAGUUGAUUCGUCUAAACCUAAGGAUGAUAAAUCACGCUACCACCUUCAAACAGCAGCAGAGCUACUGAUGUGUGAUGAGAAGGCACUGGAAGACUCACUUUGCAAGCGUGUCAUAGUAACUCCAGAUGGUAACAUCACAAAACCUCUGGACCCGGCUUUAGCUGUCUUUAGUCGUGAUGCCUUGGCCAAGACUCUGUACUCAAGACUGUUUGAUUGGAUUGUGGAUAAGAUCAAUAGUUCAAUUGGUCAAGAUCCUAAUGCAGCAAGCAUAAUUGGAGUCCUUGAUAUUUAUGGCUUUGAAAGCUUCAAGAUCAACAGGUACCAUGUAUUCAAGAUGGAGCAAGAAGAGUAUACAAGGGAGGAAAUAGACUGGAGCUAUGUAGAGUUCGUAGACAACCAGGAUGUUUUGGAUCUUAUUGAGAAGAAACCGGGAGGUAUAAUAGCCCUUCUAGAUGAAGCCUGCAUGUUUCCCAAGUCAACUCAUGAGACAUUUGCACAAAAGAUGUACCAGACAUAUAAAGCUCACAAACGCUUCAGCAAGCCGAAACUUGCUCGAACAGACUUCACAAUCAAUCAUUAUGCAGGAGAUGUUAUUUACCAAGCAGAUCAUUUUCUUGAUAAAAAUAAAGAUUAUAUUGUAGCAGAACAUCAAGCCCUGUUAGAUGCUUCCAACUGCCCUUUUGUUGCUAACCUUUUCCCUCCACUGCCUGAAGAGACAUCUAAGCAAUCCAAGUUCUCUUCAAUUGGUACCCGCUUCAAGCAACAAUUACAAGCUUUGAUGGAGACAUUGAACACGACAGAACCACAUUACAUCAGAUGUGUAAAGCCAAAUACAGUACUAAAGCCCGGAAUCUUUGAGAACUUCAACGUCUUAAACCAACUAAGAUGUGGGGGAGUGCUAGAGGCAAUUAGGAUAAGUUGUGCAGGUUAUCCAACCAAAAGAACAUUUGAUGAGUUCCUUGAUCGUUUUGGAAUGCUGGCUCCAGAUGUUCUAGAUGGAUCGGACGAAAAAUCGGCAUGCGUUGCCAUCUUGGAGAGGAUGGGUUUAAAGGGCUAUCAGAUUGGGAAAACAAAGGUGUUCCUCAGAGCUGGGCAGAUGGCUGAGUUAGAUGCACGAAGAGCUGAAAUUUUGGCUAAUGCUGUCAGACGAAUCCAGAGACAAAUACGAACAUAUCUAACCAGAAAGGAGUUCAUCACCCUAAGAAGGGCUACAAUUGAUUUGCAGAAACUCUGGAGAGCACAAAUUGCACGUAAGCUAUAUGAACAGAUGAGGAAGGAAGCAGCUUCUAUCCGUAUACAAAAGAAUGUCCGUGCUCAUAGAGCGAGAACAUUUUACACUAGCUUGCAAGCAUCAGCAAUAGUUAUCCAAACUGGAAUGCAAGCAAUGGCAGCACGUAAUGAAUACAGAUACAGAAGAAGAACCAAGGCUGCAACUAUAAUUCAGACUCGAUGGAGAAGGUACCGUUCUCUUUCUGCAUAUAAGCAGCAUAAGAUCGCAACUCUAGCAUUGCAAUGUCUUUGGAGAGCAAGGACAGCCAGGAAAGAGCUUAGAAAGCUCAAGAUGGCUGCAAGAGAAACAGGGGCACUUAAAGAAGCUAAGGACAAGCUAGAGAAGCGUGUUGAAGAGCUAUCAUGGCGACUAGAAUUUGAAAAGCACUUGCGGCUUGAUCUUGAAGAAGCUAAAGGGCAAGAAAUUACAAAACUGCAAAGUUCAUUACAUGAAAUGCAAGGUCAACUAGAUGAAGCCCAUGCUGCAAUAAUCCACGAGAAAGAAGCAGCAAAGUUAGCUAUAGAACAAGCUCCACCAGUCAUCAGAGAGGUGCCAGUUGUGGACAAUACCAAGUUGGAGUUACUUGAGAAUCAGAAUAAUGAAUUGGAGAAUGAGCUAAUUGAGUUGAAGAAGAAGAUGGAUGAAUUCGAGAAUAAGUGUUCUGAACUUGAGAAAGAGAGCAAAACAAGAACUAAAGAGGCUGAAGAAUCACACCAGAAAACAACGAAACUUCAAGAAACCAUUGAAAGAUUGGAAUUAAAUUUGUCCAACCUCGAAUCAGAGAAUCAGGUUUUACGACAGCAGGCUUUGGAUGCAUCAACAAAUGAGGAUGUCUCUGAAGAAUUAAAAAUCCUUAAGAGUAAGAUUGCAGAGCUGGAGUCAGAGAAUGAAUUGCUCCACAAACGACCAGUAAUUGUAGACCAGGCAGUGACUCCUGAAAGGAUUCUGCCUCAAGUCAAGAUUUUUGAGAAUGGACAUCAAACAGAAGAGGAGUCUCAAAUGACAAAGGAAUCCGGGCCUCCCGUCUCCCUCUUAACUACACAAAGAUCCCUAACAGACAGGCAGCAGGAAAACCAUGAUGUACUUAUCAAGUGUCUUACCGAAGAUAAGCGGUUUGACGAGACCAGACCUGUUGCUGCUUGUGUAGUGUAUAAAGCACUUAUUCAGUGGAGAUCCUUUGAAGCAGAGAAGACAACUAUAUUUGAUAGGAUUAUUCACACAAUUAGAUCAUCAAUAGAGAGUCAAGACAGCGUCACUGAUCUAGCAUAUUGGCUAUCAACAACUUCUACCCUUUUGUAUCUGCUUCAAAAUACUCUUAAAGCAAGCAAUACAACAAAUAUAUCUUCACAGCGUACCCGAACCUCCCCCGCAACCUUAUUUGGUAGAAUGGCACUGGGAUUCCGUUCAUCUUCAGUUGGCAUGGGAAUGUCAAGUGGUUACAGUGGAAUGGUAGGAAAAGGAAAUGAACAAUCAAAAGUGGAAGCUAAGUACCCAGCACUGCUAUUUAAGCAACAUCUGACUGCAUAUGUUGAGAAAAUAUAUGGGCUGAUCAGAGACGGUGUUAAGAAAGAGAUUGGUCCAUUUUUGAAUUUGUGCAUCCAGGCUCCAAGAUCAAUAAGAGCUAGACCAAUAAGAGGGUCAUCCAAAAAUAUCCAUUCGAGUAUUGUUGCCAAACAGCAAUCAUCAAAUAUACAUUGGCAAAGCAUUGUCAAUAGGCUAGAUCAUACCUUGGGCAUCAUGUCAGAGAACCAUGUCCCUCCUGUGUUCUUAAGGAAAAUCUUUAGUCAGGUUUUCUCAUUCAUAAACGUACAACUUUUUAAUAGCUUGUUGCUUCGUCGUGAGUGUUGCUCAUUUAGCAAUGGAGAAUAUGUUAAGGCUGGUUUGCAGGAACUGGAACAGUGGUGUCUUAAGGUAUCAGAUCAGUUUGCAGGAUCAUCAUGGGAUGAAAUCCGACACAUAAGACAAGCUGUAGGCUUUCUGGUUUCGCAUCAAAAGGCUCAAAAAUCUUUGGAUGAGAUCACACAUGAACUCUGCCCGAUGUUGAGCAUUCCGCAAAUAUAUCGCAUUGGGACUAUGUUCUGGGACGACAAAUAUGGAACUCAGGGAUUGUCUUCAGAUGUGAUUGGGAGAAUGAGAACCCUAAUGGCAGAAGAUUCAAUAAGCAUGCCUAAUAAUACAUUCUUGCUUGAUGUUGAUUCAAGCAUACCUUUUUCAAUGGAAGAGAUAUUUGGAUCCCUGAGUGCAAUCCGCCUAUCUAAUGUAGAUCCUCCGCCGCUGCUCCGCCAAAGAUCUGAUUUCCAUUUUUUAUUGCAAGAAACACAAACAAAAACAGCCUAA
Molecule: messenger RNA, 3867 nt
Organism: Dovyalis caffra
Lineage: Eukaryota; Viridiplantae; Streptophyta; Magnoliopsida; Malpighiales; Salicaceae
Source: the annotation of a GenBank genome assembly